Trypanosoma cruzi is the source of this 2718-nucleotide messenger RNA. Its product is annotated as beta-adaptin 1, putative. Gene Ontology annotation, cellular component: membrane coat. The record is from RefSeq and is a predicted model, not a curated record. Gene Ontology annotation, biological process: intracellular protein transport; vesicle-mediated transport. Gene Ontology annotation, molecular function: clathrin binding. Bases 1 to 2718 code for a protein of 905 amino acids. NCBI's taxonomy places the organism in Eukaryota, Euglenozoa, Kinetoplastea, Trypanosomatida, Trypanosomatidae. The transcript has a single exon.
AUGCUCAGCGUUAACCAACUGAGCGGCUCUGCUUUGUUUAGUCGUGCGUUUGACUCGACGAUAGUUCGUGAGGACCUUCUGAGCCAAAAUACACCGCGUCAGCUCUCUGCGCUACAGCAGGUAGUCGCCUUUAUGACUAUAGGAAGAGACAUGUCCGGGCACUUUAGUGACAUCGCUCCUCUAUGUUCAUCUACAAAUCUUGCUAUUAAACGUCUUGUAUACUUGUAUCUCAUGCACAACAGUCAUGCCCAGCCGCAAAAGGCAGUAUUGCAGGCCGGGGUCUUUGUGAAGGAUACAGUUAAUGACUCGCCACUUAUUCGUGGGGCGGCGUUGCGUACGAUGACGUCUCUCUUGGUUCCCGUUAUGGUGGAUUUUAUCACCGCCCCUCUUCAACGCUGCUUAGAGGACAGUGAUCCGUACGUCCGCCGCAUCGCCGCCUUUGGUACUCUUAAACUAUUUUACAUUGCCCCAAACGUUUGCGAAGAGCUUGGACUUUUGGAGAAGCUGAAGAACCAGCUCCAUGAUGAAAAUGCGUGCGUGGUAGCAUCAGCCGUGGCAGCCAUUUUGGAACUUCGUCAGCGGCAUGCUCCGAUUUCUCUUGAGGAGGCUAUUGUAGAAAACGUUUCUCGUGUGCUUGAAGCUGCCAGUGAUGCCCCGGGUUGGUACCAGCAUUAUCUUAUUGAGGGAGUUGCAGUUGCCUUUAAGAACAAUUCACUCAUGUUGGAUAUGGAGAGGGCUGAAAAGAUUAUUGAUGGUGUAAUGCCUUUUCUUUCUUCUUUUAAUGUUGCUACCGUUAUGUCAGCAGUCAAGGCUAUGACGUCAUUUCUGCUACAAGCAUCUGCUCUCUUUACACUGUCUGCCCAUGGAAAUGAUGGUUCCAAUAAAGUUGAGAAGGCGUCUCAACUGCGGGACAGGUACGGUCCCAAGUUGGUUGGAGCAUGCGUGUCUUUGUUAUAUGAAUGUUCUCUUGAGGUGCGAUAUGCGGCGUUUCGCAACAUCCGUUUGCUUUUGAAGACUGGGCUGGUUUUUUUUUUUAAGCGUCAUUUAGGUCCCUUCUUUGUCAAGUAUGAUGACCCGAUUUACAUCAAACUGGAAAAGUCUGAGCUGCUCCUUGAGCUCGCCGAUAUUGAAGUAGGGGAGAUAAUUCUCUCUGAGUUUGCGGCCUAUGCCACCGACGCGGAUGAGGAGUUGGUUCGAAAGGCAGUGCGUCUUAUUGGGUUUCUCGCGGCGAAGUUAGAACCCCUGGCGGAACAGUGUGUCGAAAGGCUUUUGGGUCUCAUUGAUACCGGCAUGAGUCACGUUAUGCAGGAAGCGGCAGUUGUGGUGCAGACCAUUUUGCGACGUUAUCCUAACCGUUUUCUCCGUGUUGUCAGAAAACUUUGUGAAAUCUUGGACGAGCUGCGGAGCCCCGAGUCCAAAGCCGCCGUCGUGUGGGUGCUUGGCGACCACGCCGAACACGUGGAAAAUGCGGGGGACAUACUGGAGAUGUGUGCAGAGUCUUUUUCCACCCAGCCGGAGAUUGUGCAGUUUGCACUUCUCACUGCCGCUAUGAAAAUUUAUCUUUCUAGCGAAUGCAAAGACAUGGGGCGUAGCACGAAUUUCCUUCAACGCGUGCUUUCCAUGGCGACGCAGUCGCCGCGGCCAGAUGUACGUGAUCGCGCUUUCAUGUAUUGGCGCCUUGUUACGAGCGACACUGAGGCGGCAAAAAAACUUGUUUUCACCUUCUCGAAGGGUCUAUCAUUUACCAUGGCAGAUACACUGGAGAAACGCCGACUGCAGAGCUUUUUGACGGACGUUGGAAGUCUUACGGCGGUGCUGCAUCGCCCACUGCAUCUCAUAUACAGCAACGAGACGGGUCUGAACGAAAAUGACGAGGAAGAGGAAGAUGCGGGGGAUCAUUUUGGGGAGAAAUUCAUUCGACGUGUAGUUUGUGAUGAUGAGAUGGCAGGUACAAUGGCUAAUAACCUUGUUAGCAAGGGGCCCAAUAUUCGAGACAAAGAAUCCAUGCAUGUGGCCUUGCCAGCAGACGAGGGCAACGGGCUGGAGGUGCGUAUGUGUUGGUCGCAGCUCGGCAACAAGCUGCUGCUAAACUGCCACUUCUCUCUUGUUUCCGGGGAAGGAUACACACGACAUGCCGUUGUACGUGCGCUUCAAAUCAAUAGGAACAUACAUGCACUUGGUUUGGCGCAAGAAUGCCCUGUUGUGGAGCUUGAGGUAGGGGAGAAGGAACCAGAAACACUACAACUGAUGACAGGUACCAACAAUGAGAAAUCACCAAUGCGUGAUCUGCUCGUCGCAGUCAACGUCGAUCCAAUCGGUACCCGUUAUUUUCUUGCACCUACAGUUCCGCCCGCCAUGCUGCUACUUCCUGCUGCAAGCAUCGACUAUGGUUUUUUUGCCCAUCAAUUUCAGCAGCUUCAUGCACCGUCGUGGACGAUGCCCACGACGCUCACACCAACGCGAACGGAUCAAACGCGUUACACUGCAAAUGCCCUUCGACUCCACGGCUUAAAUCUUGUCUACACGAGCAAACUACACGGGUCAGGCAUUCUGCGGCUCUUCAUUUCAGCGGAAACCAUUGCUGCGCAAAAACUCUUUAUGGAGGCCGCAAUCCAAGAUGACCUUGUGGUAUAUCUUGGCGUACGGUGCAAAGACCCGCAGGUGCCACCUGUUUUUGGCGCAUACACGUUAAGCGUGCUUUCAGUAGCAGAAAAUUAA